AUGCCUCCAAAGAACACACCCAACAAAGUCACCAAGCCCGCGGGCAAGGGCAAAGAAGCCCAGACUUCCCCCACUGCCAGUUCGCCUACUAAAAAGGGGCCCCGUGGCUCUACCGGCCCCUCUUUCGAUACUGUGGAAUUCCUCUGGGCCUGCUUCAAGAAUUCCGGUAGCCCUCAGGUUAACUACAAAGCAGUUGGUAACGAGCUUGGUCUUACUGCAGCGGCCGCCAAGGCCCGCUUCUACCGCCUGAGAGCCCAACUUGACGGUGACAACAAGGAGAACAAGGCUGGCAAAGCUACGGCCAAGCAGGAGGAUGAGGAUGCUGCCGAGACUGAGGAUGUCGAGGACUCCCACUACGACGUGUGA
Messenger RNA from Penicillium cinerascens, 366 nucleotides. RefSeq lists its product as uncharacterized. The record is from RefSeq and is a predicted model, not a curated record. Lineage: Eukaryota; Fungi; Ascomycota; Eurotiomycetes; Eurotiales; Aspergillaceae. The coding region runs from base 1 to 366 and encodes 121 amino acids. The transcript is spliced from 2 exons.